AGAAUAUAUAAUGAUUCGUGGUUACGAAACAGUCUGGAGGUCUUAAGCACAUCACCACGCAAGUACAGAAGCACCAUGCCACUUGGAGCACCUAGCAUUGUGGUUUCGCGUAGGCGGAGACGUGGAUGUGCAUUCGGUCUGAAGCUCAGGAGCUCCAACAGUCUCUCUGAUUGCACUGACCGCACUCGCCGGCGCCGUCCGAUACGUCAUGGUGUUACGCUCUCCUUCGUCGGUCAAUAUGGAGGGUACGAGGGCGUCAAGGUACCGGGAAGGGAUGGGGUGAAGCAAGGGUUCCUGGUCUUCUUCUUAGCGCUGGAUUUGGACAAGCACCACUAG
Neurospora hispaniola is the source of this 336-nucleotide messenger RNA. RefSeq lists its product as uncharacterized. The coding region runs from base 76 to 336 and encodes 86 amino acids. The record is from RefSeq and is a predicted model, not a curated record. The transcript is spliced from 2 exons. NCBI's taxonomy places the organism in Eukaryota, Fungi, Ascomycota, Sordariomycetes, Sordariales, Sordariaceae.